AUGACGACAAAGACAAAGCAGCGAACCCGCGUCCCAGUCCGCACCCUACCAUCCCACAUCCCCGCAGUCCCUCCCCUCGACGGCGAAGAAAACAUCAACGCCGCAAAGGAAGCAGCUUCCUUCCUCAACAUCUUCUCCUCCGCCAUCCGCGAGGGCGAUUGGGACGCCUUUGGAAACCUUUUUGCCGAAAAGUGCUUCUGGAGAGACCACUUGACUCUCACCUUUGACAAGCGAACGAUCCAUACACGGGACGAUGUCGUUGCAGCGUGGAAGACUCUCUCCAAAACACGGCGGCCCUUGGCCUUCUCGAGUGACAAGGACAAGGACAUGGAUAUGGACGCCGUAUGGGCGCGUCUGGGCCCCGUGUUCGCGACGCUAGACGUGCCGUUCAGUUUCCGUACCGAGGCGCCGGCGUCAAAGUGCAUCGGCCUCGCCAAACUCAUCCCCGGGCCGGAUAACAAAGGCUGGCAGAUCUGCGUCCUGACAACAGCCGUAGUCGAACUCGAAGAGAAACCCUUUGGCACUCUUCCCCGAACAAGCCCAUCCCUAAUCGAGCCUUCUCAGCGCGGCAACCCCCACGCACAAGGUCUCCCCCGCCUCGACGGCAACGCAGUCCUGGACGCCGUCGUCGUAGGCGGAAGCUGCACCGGUAUCGCCAACGCAAUCCAGCUCGACGCCGCGGGCGCAAACGUAGCCGUCUUCGACGCCGAGCCUCAGGCGGGCGGGAACUGGUCGACGAAGCGGUACGAGAACGUCACGCUCCACCACCCCGCUUUCAUGAUCCAGCUGCCGCGGUUCCCGGUGCCCGAGGGGUAUCCCAAAUAUCUCAAGGGUACGGAUCUCACGCGGUACUUUUCGUCGGCGGUUGAGGAGCUCGGGUUGCCUUUCUUCGGCGGGGUCGCUGUGACGAAGAACACCUGGAGCGAAGAGGAGAAGGUCUGGACGGUGGAGGUCAGGGACGUGAAGACGGGGGAGGAGAUGACGCUCAAGGCGAAGAAUCUACUCCUUGCCAACGGCUUCCUCGUCGGCAACGAUAACCCCCGCGUCCCGAAGCUGAAAGGCAGGGAACUCUUCACGGGACCGGUGCAGCAUACGUCAGAGUACCGCAACCCGGCAGACUACAAAGGCAAACGCGUCCUCAUAGUCGGGGUAGGUAACUCGGCGCACGAUGUCGCAGGCAACCUCGCUUCAGACCCGGACGUCAAAAGCGUUACGAUACUCCAGCGCAGCCCGACGGUGCUCCUCGACUUCGCGACGGUGGCGCCGAUCCUUAUGAUGCGGUACCAGGGCGACAUACCCGUCGACACGGCGGAUUUCCUGCAGGAGUCGCUGCCGGUCGGGAUCAUGCGGGACAUGGCGCGCGGGGCGAUCGGGAUGGCGAUCGCGGGGGCGGAGGAUAGGAGUCUGGCGCUCGAGGGGCUGGGGUACGCUGUUGAGCGGGAUACGUGUUUGAUGACCAAGGUGUUUGAGGAGCGAGGCAGCUCGUUCUACGUUGACCAGCCGGGGACGUUUGAUCUCGUGUUUGGGGGGCGGAUUCAGAUUGCGAGGGGCGAUGCUGUUGGGUUCGUGGAGGAUGGUGUCGUGGUGAGGGAUAGGGAGACGGGGAACGAGAGGGUUGUUGAGGCGGAUGGGGUGGUGCUGGCGACCGGGUAUGAGGUUGUGGAUUUGCCUGCCAGGUGGAAGAGGAGUGGGUUCGUUGAUGAGGAGACGGCGGGCAAGUUGGUGAAUGUGAGUGCUUUUGGGGUGGAUGAGGAGGGCGAGGUUCCUGGGCUUACAACGUUUUCUGGCCAUUCGAAUCUCUACUUUGCCGGCAUGGCCAUUUCUCAGUGCCGAACCAGCUCCAGAUACACGGCCGUUCAGGUGCUAGCUGAUAUCAUUGGACAAUUUCCGGAGAGAUAUAAUCGUAGCUACUUGAACAACAACUUCCCCUCACCUUGUGACUGGUUCAAACGUGUCAACCUUUCACCUCACUACACUCUGGUUUUGGGACUCGGAUUGCAAGCCUACACUCCAGAAACAUCAAGGAAAAUGACUGCGAAAUCGCCGCCAAAAGUCGAGCGGACGACCAUCGCGGGGUCAAUCGAGAUACCCCGCAUCCUAAAUGGCCUCUGGCAACUCGCCGGCGGGCACGACCAGGAUAUUAACGUCGCGGCAGCAGCAGACGCGAUGAAGCCCUUGUACGACAUGCAUCCUCAAAUUCAACUGUACGGAAGCUUACUGACAUCCUUUGGCAGAAUCCAAGCUGGCCUCGAUGGCUUCGACAUGGCAGACCACUACGGCCCCGCAGAGCUCGUCAUCGGCCACCACAACCACAAUGACAACUACACUUUACCCCCCAUCACGGCCUUUACAAAAUGGUGUCCCGCUGAGACAGGCGACAAGUCCUUCAAGACAGCAGAGGCAGCCGUCGAUCUCGCCCUCACAAGAAUGGGCCAGAAGCAGAUCGCGCUGAUGCAGUACCAUAUUUGGGACUACACCGACGACACGUACCUCUACAACCUAUCUCACCUGCGCACUCUCCAACAACGGGGCAAAAUUGCACAUAUAGGACUCACCAACGUCGACGCGGCACAUUUAGAGCUUCUCCUUCACUCUGGCCACGAAAUCGCCACGAACCAGGUCUCGUGCUCCGUUAUCGAUCGCCGGUUGACGAGGGGCCGGAUGGCGGGGGUUUGUGAGCGGCACGGGGUUGGUGUCUUGACGUAUGGGACAUUACUUGGAGGCUUUCUGAGUGAGAAGUGGGUUGGCAAGCCGGAGCCUAAGGAUGACGGGCAGGGGAUGAAUUGGAGUCUGAGAAAGUAUCUUCGCUUCAUACACGCCGCGGGAGGCUGGGACGCCUUUCAGCGUGCUUUGAGCGCCGUUGCCGAUAUCGCGAAGAAGCAUGGCGUUUCUGUUGCGGCGGUGGCGGUGAGGUGGGUGCUUGAUAUACCUGUCGUGAAAGCAGUCAUCAUCGGGGGGAGGUUGACUUCCGAGAGCGGGAAGUACGCCGAGGCGAACCUCGCGGCGUUUGGGUUCUCACUGGAUGAAGAAGACAGGAGAAAGAUUGAGGCUGCGCAGGAAGGGUUGGAGGAUAUACCGGGUGAUUGCGGUGACGAGUACAGGAGGCCACCGUUCUUGACGGCUUUGGGGGAUUUGAGCCAUCAUCACCUUCCGAGGAAGAACGAGCUGGACGAGGUGGAAAAGGCUAUUGCUAGGGGGGAGAGGGUUGAAUUCCGCUCUGGCGGGAAGUGGGAGCCCGUUGCUGGGUACUCGCGUGCCGUGAGAUUUGGGAGCGUGUUACGGGUGUCUGGGACGACGGCGAACCCGCCACCUGAGCUCCAGCCUGGGCUUGCUGCGGUGGUUGGAGGAGUUUCUGCUCGGGCUCAGGCGGUGGCAGCGCUGGAUAUUAUCGAAGGAAGCCUUAAGCGGUUGGGAGGGAGCAUGGCGGAUGUGGUGCGGACGAGGGUGAUGCUCCGGCGGGAAGAGGAUGUUUUGGAGGUAUCAGAGGCCCAUGGAUGGGCUUUCAAGUGUCAUGGGAUUCGGCCGGCUAAUACUACGAUCACGGCUGGACUGAUUGGGGAUGAGGUGCUUGUGGAAAUUGAAGUUGAGGCGGAGGUCGGUAGUGGCAAAUCUGUCUUGGUGAUUGGAGAGGAUCGUAGAGCUCUUUGA
Colletotrichum paranaense is the source of this 3648-nucleotide messenger RNA. Its product is annotated as endoribonuclease L-PSP. NCBI's taxonomy places the organism in Eukaryota, Fungi, Ascomycota, Sordariomycetes, Glomerellales, Glomerellaceae. The record is from RefSeq and is a predicted model, not a curated record. The transcript is spliced from 4 exons. Bases 1 to 3648 code for a protein of 1215 amino acids. Gene Ontology annotation, molecular function: flavin adenine dinucleotide binding; NADP binding; N,N-dimethylaniline monooxygenase activity.